Penicillium longicatenatum is the source of this 168-nucleotide messenger RNA. RefSeq lists its product as uncharacterized. The transcript is spliced from 2 exons. The coding region runs from base 1 to 168 and encodes 55 amino acids. The record is from RefSeq and is a predicted model, not a curated record. NCBI's taxonomy places the organism in Eukaryota, Fungi, Ascomycota, Eurotiomycetes, Eurotiales, Aspergillaceae.
AUGUGCAUGAAGGCUCAGUGCUCCACCUGCAACAAGGUGUCUUGGUGGGGUUGUGGCGCCCACAUCCCGUCCGUUAUGGACUCAGUGCCUGAGAGCGAGUGGUGCGCCUGCACUCCUCAGGUCGAGAAGGAUGGGAAGAAGUACCCUCCUAAGGCCGCUCGGUCUUGA